AUGUUCAAAGAUUCUCAUGCUUUCAUCUCUAAGUGUGAGGCCUGUCAAAAGGCAGGGAACAUCAUGGCGAGGAACGAGAUGCCUCAGAAUCCUAUCCUGGAAGUUGAGGUAUUUGACGUGUGGGGAAUAGAUUUUGUUGGCCCAUUUAACCCUGCCUCUCAUGGCAACGUUUACAUACUUGUCGCCAUCGACUAUGUCUCAAAAUGGGUUGAAGCCAUAGCCGCACCCACCAACGAUGCCAAAGUAGUCCUCAAGUUGUUCAAGACUAUCAUUUUCCCAAGGUUUGGGGUCCCAAGAUGUGUGAUCAGUGAUGGAGGAACUCACUUUGUGAACAAGGUGUUUGAGAACCUUUUGAAGAAAUAUGGUGUAAAGCACAAGAUAGCUACACCAUACCACCCUCAAACUAGUGGUCAAGUGGAGGUCUCUAACAAGCAAAUCAAGGCCAUACUCCACAAGACAGUGAACUCAUCAAGGAAGGACUGGUCAGAGAAAUUGGAUGAUGCUUUGUGGGCUUAUAGAACUGCUUACAAGACGCCAAUUGGGAGAUCUCCAUACUCUUUGAUCUAUGGGAAAGUCUUGCCAUUUGCCCCUUGA
Microthlaspi erraticum is the source of this 594-nucleotide messenger RNA. The record is from the annotation of a GenBank genome assembly. Lineage: Eukaryota; Viridiplantae; Streptophyta; Magnoliopsida; Brassicales; Brassicaceae.